AUGGCUUUGGAAGAACUCCACCUAAGUUCAAACCGACUCACCGGGUCAAUACCUUCGUUGCUGACAAAUAUCACAAGGUUAGACAUCUCCAACAACAAAUUUUCAGGAGUAAUACCAUCAAAUUUUGAAGCCCCCAAGCUUGAAAUGUUGCUUAUCUAUUCAAAUCGAAUUGGUGGGUACAUUCCAGAUUCUAUUUGCAAAUUGCAACAAUUAUCGUAUCUGGACUUGUCGAACAAUUUUUUUGAGGGUGAAAUUCCUCAAUGUUUUGACAUCCAACAAAUGAAAUAUCUUUUGCUCAGUAACAACAGUUUAUCAGGAAGAUUCCCAGCAUUUUUGCAGAACAACACAUAUUUGGAGUUCUUGGAUCUUGCAUGGAACAAGUUAUCUGGAAGAUUGCCUACAUGGAUAGGAGAUCUGGGGAAACUGCAUUUUGUAUUAUUGAGCCACAAUGCAUUUUCGGAUAAUAUUCCGGUGGACAUAACAAGGCUUAUGGUUCUUCAGUACUUGGAUUUGUCAGGCAACAAUUUCUCUGGUUCAAUACCUUGGCAUCUAUCAAACCUAACACUUAUGAAAAAGGUACAUAAGCAGCAGUUCAUGUAUAUUGAUGAUGGAUAUACUGGAUCAGAAAUGGACGGCAUGAUCCAGAUGAGUGCUGGUCGGUUGAAAGAAAUAUUCUUAGUAGUUACAAAAGGACAGCAGCUUGUGUAUGGUAGAGCAUUUGCAUAUUUUGUGAGUAUUGAUUUAUCAGGUAACUCCUUGACUGGUGAAAUCCCUACAGGCAUCACUUCCCUUGCUGCACUAAUGAAUCUGAAUUUAUCGUCGAACAAAUUGAGUGGACAAAUUCCAAACAUGAUUGGGUCCAUGCAAUCAUUGGUGUCUCUCGACCUCUCUCGGAACAAGCUCUCUGGUGAAAUGCCGUCGAGCUUGUCAAGCCUGGCAUCGUUGGCUGCCUUGAACCUGUCCUACAACAAUUUAUCUGGAAGGAUACCCUCUGGCCGCCAACUUGACACCCUCAAUCCGUACAACCCGUCUAUUAUGUACAUAGGAAACACUGGACUUUGUGGGCAUCCCCUCCAAAAUAAUUGUCCAGGAAAUGAUUCUUUCAUCGUCUAUGGUGAUCUUGAAAGCAGUAAGCAACAGUUUGAUCCACUGACCUUUCAUUUUGGUCUUGUGCUGGGACUUGUGGUGGGGCUCUGGGUGGUAUUUUGUGCCUUGUUGUUCAAGAGGACAUGGAGAACUGCUUCUUUUCGGCUCUUCUUCAAGGUGUAUGAUCAAGUCUAUGUAUUUGUGGUUGUGAAGUGGGGAAGCUUCACAAAGAACACAGCCGCAGAAUAA
Triticum aestivum (bread wheat) is the source of this 1335-nucleotide messenger RNA. Its product is annotated as receptor-like protein 54. The record is from RefSeq and is a predicted model, not a curated record. The coding region runs from base 1 to 1335 and encodes 444 amino acids. The transcript has a single exon. Gene Ontology annotation, molecular function: protein binding. Lineage: Eukaryota; Viridiplantae; Streptophyta; Magnoliopsida; Poales; Poaceae.